Ilyonectria robusta is the source of this 1869-nucleotide messenger RNA. Its product is annotated as hydrolase CocE/NonD family protein. Lineage: Eukaryota; Fungi; Ascomycota; Sordariomycetes; Hypocreales; Nectriaceae. Gene Ontology annotation, molecular function: dipeptidyl-peptidase activity. The record is from RefSeq and is a predicted model, not a curated record. The transcript is spliced from 6 exons. Bases 1 to 1869 code for a protein of 622 amino acids.
AUGGCAACCUCAAUUGGGGACACCACAAUCAUCUUUGGCGAUUCGAGGCAGCCGAAAGCUCUACCGCUCUCUCAUCCCAAAGCUAGAUGGGUUGAAUUCGGCACAGAGCAAAAGGUCUUGCCAAAAGGCUAUACAAGAAGAAAGGGAUGCCUUCCGCUACCUUGUGAUAUACUAUUCGAGCGUGACACUCCCGUCAAAGUAGUAGACCUGUUUCCAAAAGUAUCACGCGAAUCUAACCCGUCACAGUUACGAGAUGGUACGAACAUCUAUGUCGACAUAUACCGGCCUGUCGAGGACUCAACCACCUGUCCGGCAUUGAUAGCUUGGUCUCCAUACGGUAAGCAAGGAGGCAGGGGAAACCAGGUGCUGGAUGAUUUUCCUUUCCGAAUGGGAAUUCCGCUUCGAAAGCUUUCUGAGCUCCAGAAAUGGGAAGGUCCAGACCCAGGGUAUUGGGUUCAGCACGGCUAUGCUGUUGUCAACCCUGAUCCACGUGGAGUCGGUAAAAGCUCCGGAAACAUCUACCAUUUUGGAUCCCAAGAAGGGCGGGAUGGCGCCGACGUAGUUGAUUGGAUCGGCCAGCGUCCAUGGUGCUCGGGCAAGGUCGCAUUGACAGGGAACUCAUACCUCUCUAUAUCUCAGUGGUUUAUUGCAGCAGAAAGGCCAACUCAUCUUGCUGCAAUUGCACCUUGGGAAGGAAUGACAGAUCUCUACCGAGAAGCGACGGUAUUAGGAGGCGUUCUCUCCAAACCUGCCUUAGAGUUCAACCUGCAGCUACUUCAGGUAAAUGCAGGAGAAAAUUCCUGGGAAAAUGCAGUUGCUAUGGCAGUCAAUAACAAACUCUUCGGAGCAUAUCACGAUGAUAAGAGAGCGAAGGUUGAGGAUAUUACCGUCCCUGCAUAUGUUGUCGCGAGUUGGUCGAAUCCGAUUCAUACAUACGGAACAUUCUGUGGGUAUCACAGGUUGAAGAGUGACAAAUGGCUUCGAGUUCAUGACACAUUUGAAUGGCCAGAUUAUUACCAGGAAGACAAUGUCGCGGAUCUACACCGAUUUUUUGAUAAGUUCUUGAAGGAUAUCGACAAUGGCUGGGAUACCACAACUCGUUUCCGAGCCAAGAUCCUCGACACAGCAUGCCCACUCGCCAAGAAUGGAACAGAUUUUCAAUCUACAGCAUUUCCAUCCCCGGAGACUAAAUCUCUAAAGCUCUUCCUUGAUGGAUCCAGUGGCUCUCUAGUACCGACUUGCCCUGAGUCACACCGCCUGGAGUACAAAGCUAGCAAUGGGGAGAUUGUGCUCACAUACACGUUCACCAACGAAGCGAUACUAUGCGGGCCACUUCGGUUAUUCUUAGCAGUCUCUAUAGUUGGCGCCCGGGAUUCGGAUAUCUUUGUCACCUGUGAGAAGAUCCUUACAGGUGGCGGCAGUGGUACUCAGCUCAUUGUUCCCUUCGAGCAUUCCUAUCAGUCGUCUAUAGUGCGGAUCGGCCACAGAGUGGGUUUGGCAUCAGAUGCAGGAGCAUUAUUUUACAAAGGUCCGAAGGGGCAAAUACGUGUCUCCCGUCGCACCCAAGAGCCGGAUCACCAAGUGCCGGGUUUACCAACCUUUCGCAUGGAUGAAUACCACCCGCUCAGCGAGAACGAGAUCGUUCAGGUCCAAGUCCCGCUAACACCAAUCGGUAUGCGCUUUUCGAAGGGUGAGAAGUUCAAGAUACGACUCAGCGGCAUCAACAGGUCGGUCUAUCCACCUGUCGACCAAGCGAGUCUCACAGUUGAAGGCCUGGAAGAUAUCAACAUCAACGCUACAGUCUCUUUACAUACUGGCUUGGAGGGGGACCUUGAGAGCUAUAUUAUACUCCCAUGUAUUCAGUCUUAA